CGGGAGAAGCGGGCGCGGCUGGGCGCGGGGCGGGGCCUGCGGGGCGGCGCGGCAGCGGCAGCGGGUACUUAAGCAACUCCCGCGCACGCCGGGGCCUGGCCAUGGCUCUAAGGCGCAUCCUCGCCGCGGUGCGCUCCCGCACUCCCCGCCUCGCCCCGCUGUCCACGGCGGCGCCGAAGACCCGCGAGCAGCCCGCCGCUGGCCGGGGGGCGGUGCGCGGACGCGGGGCGGCCGAGGCCGUGCGGCCGCCGGUGCCCGCCGUGGAGUUCGACAACGCGCAGGAGGCGUACCGCAGCCGGCGCAGCUGGGAGCUGGUGCGCAGCCUGCUGGUGCUGCGCCUGUGCGCCUCGCCCGCGCUGCUGGCGCACCACGAGCAGCUGCUCCAUUUCACCAGGAGGCUUCUAGGACAACGGCUGUUCGACAGGCUGAUGAAGAUGACUUUUUACGGACAGUUUGUGGCCGGUGAGGACCAGGAGUCCAUCCAGCCCCUAAUCCAGCACAACAGGGCCUUUGGCGUGGGCUCCAUCCUGGACUACGGAGUGGAGGAGGACCUGAGCCAAGAGGAGGCGGGGCACCAGGAGAUGGAGUCCUGCACUUCAGCCGCGGAGAGGAAGGACGGAGGCGCCAGUAAGAGGGAGAAGCAGUACCAGGCCCACCAGGCCUUCGGAGACCGCAGGGACGGCGUCGUCAGCGCCCGCACCUACUUCUACGCCAACGAAGCCAAGUGUGACCGCCACAUGGAGACGUUCCUGCGCUGCAUCGAGGCUUCAGGUGGAGCCAGCGAUGACGGCUUCUCAGCCAUCAAGCUCACUGCGCUGGGGAGACCCCAGUUUCUGCUGCAGUUCUCAGACGUGCUGACCAAGUGGAGACGGUUCUUUCACCAAAUGGCUGCUGAGCAAGGGAAGGUCGGGCUGAAUGCCAUGGACACAAAGCUGGAGGUGGCGGCACUGCAGGAAAGCGUGGCGAGGAUGGGCAUUGCGUCCCGGAAGGAGAUUGAGGACUGGUUCAGAGCAGAGACCCUGGGCGUGUCCGGGACCCUGGACCUGCUGGACUGGAGCGGCCUCAUCGACAGCAGGACCGAGCUCUCCAAGCACCUGGUGGUCCCUAACAUGCAGGAGGGUGUCGGGGACGCGGAGGCCGCGUUUGAAAUCGCCUCUGAGGCUGGAUGUGAAGCAACAGCAGAGGCAAACGCUGCCUUCCACACACCUCCAGCUGAGACACCGCGGACCCCCACUCCUCCUCAGAGCGCCCUGGCCAGGACAGGACAGCUGGAGCCUCUGCUGUCGGGGUUCACCGAGGAGGAGGAACGGCAGAUGAGGAGGAUGCUGCAGAGGAUGGAUGUCCUGGCCAAGAAAGCCACCGAAGCGGGGGUGCGGCUGAUGGUGGACGCGGAGCAGACCUACUUCCAGCCGGCCAUCAGCCGCCUGACGCUGGAAAUGCAGCGCAGGUUCAACGUGGAGAAGCCGCUCAUCUUCAACACGUACCAGUGCUACCUCAGGGAUGCUUAUGACAAUGUCACCCUGGACUUGGAGCUGGCUCGCCGCGAGGGCUGGUGUUUUGGAGCCAAGCUGGUGCGGGGUGCCUACAUGGCCCAGGAGCGGGCCCGCGCUGCCGAGAUCGGCUAUGAGGACCCCAUCAACCCCACGUACGAGGCCACCAACGCCAUGUACCACAGGUGCCUCAAUUACGUCCUGGAGGAGCUGAAGAACAAUGGCAAGGCGGAAGUGAUGGUGGCCUCCCACAACGAGGACACGGUGCGCUUCACGCUGCGCAGGAUGGAGGAGUUGGGUCUGCACCCCGCUGACCGCCAGGUGUACUUUGGACAGCUGCUGGGCAUGUGUGACCAGAUCAGCUUCCCGCUGGGCCAGGCGGGCUUCCCUGUGUACAAGUACGUGCCCUACGGCCCUGUGAUGGAGGUGCUGCCCUACCUGUCCCGCCGCGCCCUGGAGAACAACAGUGUCAUGAAGGGCGCCCGACGGGAGCGGCAGCUGCUAUGGCAAGAGCUCAAGCGGAGGCUCUACACAGGCAACCUCUUCUACCGCCCGGCCUAGCGCCCACGGGCCACCUGCCACCAGACUUGGUUUCCCAGGGCCUCGGGCUGGGGUCUGGCUGGCCCGUAGGCCAAUGCUGCUACAGCCCAGCCGCACGCAGAUCCACCUCUCCACACCCAAGUCUCUGAGAACUGCUUCCUACCCAGGAUGUGGGCACCCACGUACAGGCGGUCUGAUACCCGCCAGAGCCACUGAGGUCAGGAACUGCCCACCCCCCGACCUUAGACCCGAAGGCCCACUUUCCACCAGGGUCUGUCCCACACACUGUGAGCCCCACAGGUGGGCCAGCCAGGCUGAGGGAGGUGGACUGGUCAAUAAACCACUACUUCUGCAGCCAGGAGCCCUCCACGCCCUUUCCUGUGGGGCCCUCAGGUGGGGUCAGCAGAGAGGGCGUGGCUCCAAGGCCUGAGAAAUCUCA
Messenger RNA from Myotis myotis, 2469 nucleotides. Its product is annotated as proline dehydrogenase 1, mitochondrial-like. Gene Ontology annotation, cellular component: mitochondrion. The transcript is spliced from 15 exons. The record is from RefSeq and is a predicted model, not a curated record. NCBI's taxonomy places the organism in Eukaryota, Metazoa, Chordata, Mammalia, Chiroptera, Vespertilionidae. Gene Ontology annotation, molecular function: FAD binding; proline dehydrogenase activity. The coding region runs from base 102 to 2051 and encodes 649 amino acids.